AUGAUCAGGGUCGAAUUGGUCAAGCAGCUCAGGGCCAUCGCGGGAAGCCCACGCCAUCUUACCCUGGAGCCCGACGCCCAAUUUCUUGAAGGGCUCGGCCUGGAGUCUCCGUUGCAGCUACUUGUGCACAGGCAGGUCCGAGUCUUGGAAAAGACCCGCGAGCUCCAAGGCAAACUCCCGCCACACGAUGUCAGACUCGACCCGGCCCUGUUUGCACAUGAGGAAAGUAUUCUCCAGCAGUUCCAGAAUUUUGUUCAGCCGGACUCAACAACGGGUGCUGCUGCCGACCUGCCCUGCCCUGACUGUGGCAAAUGCUUUCCAACUGCAGCGUCCCUACGCCAGCACCGUGCCAGUGCACACAGGCGAGGAGAGGACAAACCGAGUGGUGAACGUUUUGACCGGCUGCUUCACGGCAAGGACGGCCUCCCGCAAUGCAUCAAUUGCGGGCACAAAUUUCGAUUAUGGGAGGGGCUACAGCGGCAUGUCGAGCUUGGCCGUUGCCAGGCUACAGCAAAAGCUGAGUAUGAGGACGUCCACCCGCCGUUGAUAGCCAAAGUCCUAGAGGAUGAAAUUGUUUUCCCGGAGGUCUUCCAUCAGCUACCGCCCCCGGACCUCAAGACCGAGCUCAACGAGAGGUGUGCACUGUGCCGAACCUGGCUCCCCAAUGAAAACUACAUGAAGGUUCAUUAUGGUCGUGUGCAUCGUGACGAGUGGCAGGCGCAUAGUGGUCGUGUCCGCGUGUGGUGCAUGAACAACCUCCCGCCCAUUAAGGGCACAUGCCGAUGGUGUGGACAUAAGGACCAAGCAGGCAGGGAUCAUCGUGCCACAUGCCCGGCUUUAUUUCAGCUGGCCAUGACUUGGCUCGUGAAUGGAGGUCCACCCGAGGCCGCCGAUGUGACCGACCUGGUUUGUCUUGCAGAUAUUUCCAAGCAGCGCUUCAAAACACACAUGCAGAGACAUCACGGCGAGCUUUGGCGCAACAUGCAACCUCGUGCGCAGCUCUUGUGUGCAGAGUGGACGGGCUCGAUCACCAUUCCCUGCAUGCUGGACACCGAGAUUCAGGAUGUGUUCGCCGGCUGCCUGCCGGCUCUGGCGAAGAUCAGCGCGGUGAACUUUCAGGACCCAUCGGAGUUGGAGGCAACGGGGGACCAGGACAUGCCGAACCGAGGCAAGAGGUCACGACAGGAGCCCGAGAUGAACAAGGACAAGCAGCAUCCGAAGGGGGGCAAAGGCAAGGGCGGACGCCGCGACAACGACGGACGAGGCCGGGGACACAACAGCUGGGGCAGCUGGGACUACAACGGCUGGGAUGCCAACGGCUGGGAUGCCAACAGCUGGGGUGCUCCCCACAAGCAUCCGCGGCCGAACAUGGAACAGCUGGUGGAAGCCUUAUGCAGGCUGACCUUGAAACAGGAGGAGGAGCUGCAACUUAUUCGCACCGAAAAGCAAUUCCUGUUACAUCUAGAGUCCGGGUCACAUGGCCUACUGGCUCCGCUGUGGCAGGUGGCGCAGGCUUGGAAAACGGGACGGGGCAAAACCCCGCCGACGGUUACCAGCUCACUUCGGGUCGCCUUAAUCAAAAGUCUGCUUGCGGAAUGGAUCACCCGCCUCGACAUGAUGACCAAAGACGAGACUACAAUCAAGAAGAUGGAGGCCCAGGGGUGGGUCAAAGUGCAGGGAGAGAAAGAGCUUCAUUGGACAUUCCAGCAAUGGAAUGCGGAGAGCCGCCGAUUGGAACUGGAUGCCACCCGCCCACCAGUCGGAGACACUCAGAUGGUGCAGAUUGCGCACGACCUGCAGCAGCUGGUGUUGACAGGGAAGGAGGACUCAUUCACCGCUUCCACUCGACAAGGAAGCUCACCGAAACGGUGA
Molecule: messenger RNA, 1872 nt
Organism: Symbiodinium sp. CCMP2592
Lineage: Eukaryota; Dinophyceae; Suessiales; Symbiodiniaceae
Source: the annotation of a GenBank genome assembly